Molecule: messenger RNA, 978 nt
Organism: Rotaria sp. Silwood1
Lineage: Eukaryota; Metazoa; Rotifera; Eurotatoria; Philodinida; Philodinidae
Source: the annotation of a GenBank genome assembly
AUGAAUGAUAUAAUUUCACGUAUUGAAAUAUUUCCAAAUGAAUUAUUAAUAGAAAUAUUCGAAUAUAUUUCUUCAUAUGAUUUAUAUAAUACUUUUUUUAAUUUAAAUUCUCGUUUUAAUUCAUUAAUUGAUUCUCUAUCAAAUCUUUGUUUUAUACUUGAAGAAGAUUGGGAUCAUAAAGAACGUAUUAUUCCUCACUUUGCUUCACAUAUAACAAGUUUAAUUAUUAAACAUGAUGAAUUAAUUGAUUUUUCUUAUUAUUCAAAUAUUCGUUCAUUAAAAUUAUCUAGGCCAAUAGUGGAACAAUGUAAUGCUAUUCAACCACAUGUUCUACCUAAUCUUGAACAUUUAUAUAUAUCAAAUUUCUCCUUUUCGAACAAUACCGAACAAUUAUGUCGUUUUAUUUUUUCUCCUCUAUUUCCUCGUUUACGAACAUGUCAUAUCGAUCGAAUGAUAUUAAAUGAUCACCAUCCUUAUUGUUCAUUAUCACUUCAACAAUUAACUAUUUCACCUUGUACAUGGGAAUCAAAUAUGUGUAAACAAAUAUUGCAAGCAUGUCCAAAUUUAAUUUAUUUACGAAUAAUACGUUUGGAAAAUAUAUCAUUUAAAUUAUUUGUAAAUUUUAUUUGUUCACAUACAUCUCUUCGACAUAUUUACAUGCAUUUCUAUUCCAUAGAAGAUGAAUGGUAUCAGCAUAUUGAUUGGUUAUUAUCAAAUGUACCAAACUUAGAGAAUUUUACACUUCUUAUUGAUAAAAAUGAAACAAAAGAGAAAUUUUCAUUUGAUCGGUUAUCUCAUUUAUUAAUUCAACGUGUACCGUAUUUAAUUAAUUUUAAAGCAAAAAUACCAUUAAAUGAUUUCUUAUCAAAAGAUUUGAAUAUAAUCAAACAAUUACAUCCAUUAUUUAUUUACAUACAAAUCCGACAAUAUGAAAAUCAAGAUUUCAAUAAUUAUUUAAUUAUCUCAUCUGAAAGAUAA